UCGGGCGGCCGUGGGACGAGUCGAGUAAAAUUUUUAUUUAUAUCACACACGACGAUGUACCCGUAGAGUGCGACCGGCUGUGUACGUGCGUGACGAAACGAUACGAAAACACGACGACAGAAUGGCGAACGAGGAGGCUUUGGGGCCGCGGAAGACGAUGUUCGUUCUAGUGAUUGUUGUGGGGUGUUUCGCUGUGCUGUGGCCUAGGAUCCUGUCGCCUCUGAUGCUGGGCCAGGGACAGCUGAAGCCGAACCAGCUCGACCGGGACGCAGGAUGCUGUGAAGUCAUCUUCGAGUCAGAAAUGGCCGUCCUCGAGUUAGUAAACGAAGUAUGCAGCUCCGCUGUCGGACAAGAUGGCCUAUUGUCUGCAUAUGCAGCGGCUGAAUGCCGAAAGACUGUCAAUGAUACUUGUGGGCUGGACAUAGCUGCAUUCUUGAAAAGAACGGAUAAUGUUGGGAAGUCAACGAAGGUGUUAUUGAAUACGAUGAAAGAGAGUAACAGUUCGUGCUUGAAGGAGCAUUUCGGAGUGCCUGUAUGGAGUCUCGGUGCACACACUGCACUCAACUCUUGGGCAAUACAGGAUGACAGCGUGAAGCAAGAGCGGUCACCAAUCCGCGGCGCCGGGCCGCACCCGGCGCUGCGCGAGCGCGGCCGCGCCAUCCCCCCCGGCGCGCCCACCCCGCCGUCGCGCGGGCCCGUCCCCAUGCCCCCCCACGCCAGGGUACGGUCGCCAUUGAAUGUGUACUUUGAUGUGGAUAUCAAGCCUCCACCGAUUCCGGGAAUGCGGCCGCCGCUGGGGUCCCCUGGCGGACCCGUACCGGCCCCCAAGUCUUCCAUGGGUUUCGUGAUGCCAAUCUACACCAUCUGCAUUAUCGUGUUCUUCGUCUACACGCUGAGCAAGAUCCUGUUUAAGAGAACUGGCUCCAUACCCUAUGAGCACGUGGCUCCCGACCCUCAGUUCCGUCGCAGAGUCUUCAGGGAUGACUCCAGGACCUCACCUGAUUCUAAACUGGGACCUAAAGAAAGGGACGCAAGGGACGUGGAAUUGGAAGCGCUGAGGGCGCGACUCGAGGAGACAGAGCGCGCCAUGCAAAGGAUCGUCGGACAACUCGCCAAGCGAGACGCGGAAUCUCAAGAAAACCACACACGGCCAUACACAAAUGGUUCCGUCCACAACUCGCCUAUUAUCAUAGCUAGCGAAUACGUCGAAAACAAGGAGAAGACUCCAGAACCAGAAAAAGUUGAACCGAAAGAACCGAGUCCGGAAAAAGAGGCAUCCCCUGAACAAGUAGAACUGAGUCCAGAGAAAGAGGCAUCCCCUGAACCGAGUCUAGAAAAAGAGGCUUCCCGUGAACCGGCUGAACCAACCCUAGAAAAAGAGGCUACGCCUGAACCUGAACCUAAAGAACCAACCCCAAAACCAAGCCCUGAAGAACUAACACCAGAACCACAAGAAUCAGAGGAAGAAUCACUAGAAAAAGAACCAGAACGUGGCCAUCUUGAAGAAGAUUUGCUGAAACUGUCAGAAGAUAUUAAAGAAAAGAAGGAUAACUUGGCAAAGUCCACGAAAGACUUUUUGCACGAAGCCAGGGAAAAUGCUGAGAAGACUGUAGAAUUGCUGAAGGAGGCUUUAAAAGAAGAUUCUCCAGUGCAUGUGGAAGAGGAAGAAGAAGAAGAGGAAGUUGAUCCUGAUAAGGAAGUCAGCGUGAAGGUGAUGGGAAUGGAGUUGACGGCGCAUACGAUGGGCCGCACCGCCGCGCCCGCGCCCGUCCCCGCUUCCGCCUCCGCCUCCGCCUCCGCUGCCGCUCGCUCGCACGAGGCCGACGAGGUGAAGUCCAUAUUCCUGGAGACCAAUAUCCCGCAGCAGUCGAGGGUGCUGGUGGCAGAUUUCGAAGACAGAGCCAAGCCGCACAAGAAACAUGAACCGGCGGUGGUCAGCGGCAAGAUGACGCUCUCUCUGAUCCAGGACGCGCCCCAGGACGAGGACUUGCCCGAAAUCGACCCAGAAUCGACAAUGGAUGACUUCACCACAGCUAGCGCCAUGACCCAGCCGGUUGCAGAGAAAGAGGGGGAAUCGUCAGACGAGGAGAUCGAAGAGGAAAUAGAAAUAGAAGAGAUCGAGGAGGAAGAUGAUGAUGAUGAAGCGAAUGAGGGGCUGAAAGAGCAGAAAUGAACUGAUUUACUCUAGUCGUUGGAACUAUCUGAUUUGAACCUUAUUAUACAUACGCAUACGGUUGUUAUUUGCU
Molecule: messenger RNA, 2246 nt
Organism: Cydia splendana
Lineage: Eukaryota; Metazoa; Arthropoda; Insecta; Lepidoptera; Tortricidae
Gene: RIC-3
Product: triadin
Exons: 13
Coding region: 122-2173 (683 amino acids)
Biological process (GO): protein localization to cell surface; synaptic transmission, cholinergic
Cellular component (GO): neuron projection; neuronal cell body; intracellular membrane-bounded organelle
Source: RefSeq, a predicted model, not a curated record